Pseudophryne corroboree (corroboree frog) is the source of this 3801-nucleotide messenger RNA. Its product is annotated as semaphorin-3F-like. The coding region runs from base 499 to 2688 and encodes 729 amino acids. The record is from RefSeq and is a predicted model, not a curated record. Lineage: Eukaryota; Metazoa; Chordata; Amphibia; Anura; Myobatrachidae. Gene Ontology annotation, molecular function: chemorepellent activity; semaphorin receptor binding. Gene Ontology annotation, biological process: semaphorin-plexin signaling pathway; neural crest cell migration; negative chemotaxis. The transcript has 18 exons. Gene Ontology annotation, cellular component: plasma membrane.
UUUCCUUCUCCCUCCUCCCCGCUCCAGUGUUUCUCUCCCCCUUUUCCUUCUCACUUCAACAGAAUGGAAAGUGGAGCUGUCAGGUUCUGUCAUCCUGGAGCCUCCCAGCCACAGUCACACUUUGCUCUGCAAACAUAGCUGCACAGAGUGGCACUGUAUGUUACUGUACUGUGCAUGUAACUUGCCUACUUUUCAUGUCCGUUUCUGGGUCUAGAUUCCAAGAACUGCACAGAAAGCAGGAUACCCGUUUGGAAAACUUGGACCUUUACAACCUGCAGACUGUCAGCACUGUUUCGUUGUACUUGCGUCUCCCUCGUCUACUUAUUUAUCCUCUGACAUCCUCACCUAACCGGUCUUCAACUUAUCAGCAAACAGAACCUUGAUUUCUCUCUGGCCAGUCUACACACCUGUGUACACCUGUAGCUCUCUGGCUGUCAUAGGGGUUCAUCUGACAGCUCGCAUGCUGCCUCCGGUGAUCACGUAUGCUUCCCGUAAUGCAUGUUUCGAAAUGGCACAAAGUCAUAUCAGCUGAUUGGGGAUAUCUGCCUCGUCUUCCACUUUCCUGUCCUGUUUUGUGAGAACACAUCCGAGGGUAGUAGCAACAUGUUGAUAUCUACACUGCCCUCUCUAGUUCUACUGCUUCUAAGUCUUCCUGUGAGUAUAUGGAUGUCCCGACCUGCCCGUGUCUAUCUGUCAUACAAAGAACUCAUGGAGUCCCGCACAGCUCGUUUCUUCAGCUUCGGCUUUAAUACAAGCGACUAUCGGAUCCUUCUUCUAGAUCAGGACCAGGAUCGGAUGUACGUGGGGACCCGUGACUACCUGCUCUCAAUGGACCUUGGCAACAUCAACCGCGAGCCCCUAAUUAUUCAUUGGCCAGCUGCCCCAAGCCGGCAAAAGGAAUGUCUCAUGGCUGGGAGGGGACGUGCAGAUGAAUGCUCCAAUUAUCUGCGCGUCAUUCAGCCUCUGAACCGGACCCAUCUUUACGCUUGCGGGACCGGCGCUUAUCAGCCGCAGUGCACACUUAUCUAUCGGGGCUGGAGGUCUGAGGACUAUGUGUUCAGGAUUGUGUCUGGUUCUCAUGAAUCUGGGAAAGGGAGAUGUCCAUAUGAUCCCAAGCAGGAAAAUAUGGCCACCAUAAUAGAUGGGGUGUUGUACGCUGGGGUACAGGUGGAUUACAUGGGGACGGACUCUGCCAUCUUCCGCACAAUGGGUCACAAACCUCCGAUACGGACAGAACAGUACGACUCUCGCUGGCUGAACGACCCUGUAUUUAUGGGAUCGCUGGUAGUAUCUGAGAGCAGCUUCCGCGAGGAUGACAAGCUUUAUAUAUUAUUCCGAGAGAGGAGCCUGGAGGGGGAGAGCGGCCCAGCGGUGGUGUCGCGGAUUGCGCGCAUUUGUCUGAACGAUGAUGGUGGCCUACGCUCGCUGGUGGGAAAAUGGACAUCUUUUCUCAAGGCAAGACUGGUUUGCUCUGUCAUUGGCCAGGAUGGGGUGGAGACAUCGUUUGACCAGCUGCGUGAUAUUUUCAUUCAGCAGACUCAGGACAAGCAGAACCCACUGAUAUAUGGAGUCUUCACUACACUGGGUUCCGUAUUCCGGGGCUCUGCCGUCUGUGUUUACUCUCUUGCUGACGUCCGUGCUGUGUUUAAUGGGCCAUUCGCACACAAGGAGGGACAUGGGUACCAGAUGACUGCGUACACAGGGAAAACGCCCUAUCCCCGGCCUGGAGCGUGUGCAGGUGGAUUCUCCGUUACCGGCGUUCGCUCCAGUAGGCACUUCGGGGAGGACGUGCUGAGGUUUGUGCGCACACACCCGCUCAUGUACAGCUCAGUGUACCCCGUCAACCGAAGGCCCCUUCUCCUGCUAUCAGAUGCCGUAUACACCUACACCAGCAUUGCCGUGGACAGUGUGCCCGCUGCUGAUGGGGAAUAUACUGUUCUGUUCCUGGGCACAGAUCGUGGUACAGUCCAGAAGGUGAUGAUCCUGCCUAAAGGCCCGGAGGAGACGGAAGGCAUCACUCUAGAGGAGGUGGAAGUGUUUAAAGUAGCGUCACCUGUUAAAAACAUCAGAAUUUCUUCCAAGAGGCACCAGUUAUACGUCUCGUCUGACGCAGGGGUGACCCAGCUCUCUCUCCAUCGCUGUGCUGCCUAUGGAGACUCUUGUGCAGAUUGCUGUCUCUCCAGAGAUCCCUACUGUGCCUGGGAUGGGAAGGCCUGUGCCCGCUAUACCCCCUCACCCAUGAGGCGGAGCCGGCGACAGGACGUCAGACAUGGAGACCCCAUGAGGCAGUGCAGAGGCUAUAACAUGCAAAUGGAUCGCGGAGUCUUGGAGCGGCUGCAGAUUGGGGUGGAGGGAGGAAGCGUGUUCCUGCAGUGUGACACUCACUCGCCCCUGGAGAGCGUUACAUGGCUACUGCAGAGAGAGGGAUCCCAGCAUCGCAAGGAGGUACGGCUUCAUACCAUGGAGGGAGGCGCGAUAUUACGUUUGGUACAGACGAACGACGCAGGCCUCUACACCUGCUUGGGUACAGAAAACGGCUUCCGGCGCUCACGGGGGAAAAUAAGACUUAAUGUGCUGGCCCGGGAACUGCUGGAAAAACUGACAGCUGCCCCUACCCUGUUUCCUCCACCAGCACAAUGCCCACCCGCUCGCAGGCAAAAGCCACGAACACAGAUAGAAAGGAACUGAGGCUGCUAUAAUAUGGGCACGCGGACAGAGAGCGCUGGCCGACAACCGCUCCAGGGCCUCCUUUUUCAACACAAGAGACUUCCAAGUGAUUGGAGACUGCGGGGAAUGGAGCCUACCCUGUGCUGACUACCCGGCAAGCUGGCUGGGAACUGGGCGUGGGGGCCAGUAUGUGUAGAGGAGAGAGAUGUGUUAGUGUUAGUAAGACAUUCCAGAGCGAUACUUUGUAUAGAGAACUGUGUGCGUGUGUGUGAGUGUAUAUAGGGGGAGAUGUAUCAAACCUUGCAAAGAGAUCAAGUAAAGAAUUUGCCCAUAGCAACCAGUCAAGUUCUGUCAUUUCAUAGACUGUGCUAUAUAAAUGAUAGCUUAUAAGCUCAAUGGUUGCUAUGGGCAACUUCUGCACUUUGUCUCUCGAAGGUUUGAUACGUCUGCCCUAUAGUGGGAGCGUGUGAAUUAUUUCUAUUUAUCACAAACACUGGAUGCCAGAUUUCAUGUCUCAACCUGUGAGCAGUUGCCACUUUAUGUAUCAGUCUUGACCUGAAUCACUAUGUUUUUCUGCUAUCUAUGGGGUCUAUGUACUAUGCCUUGAAGAGAGAUAAAGUGGACGGAGAUCAGCUGCGUGACAACGGUUUUAGGUUGGGAGGGGGGUUUAGGUAUAAUUUCAUUUUGGUGCCCCUAAAUCACUGAAUGUCACCCCCUUAGGGGGCAGAUGGACUUACUUGUAACACACACACACACACACACACACACACACACACACACACACACACACACGGGGAAGAGGGGAGGAACAUAUGAAGUGGGAGGGGAGAAAGGCACAGGGCUGGUUCCACAGUAACUGGAAAGGGGAUUAUCUCCAUCCUGACACUGACCCAGUACAUUGGCUCCUCUCGUAUUCUUUUAGGAGGGGCUAUCCCCCUCUGUUCUGACACCUACAACAGAGAUAAAGUACCAGCCAAUCAGCUUCUAACUGCCACGUUACAGGCUGGGUUUGAAAAUUGACAGGCGCAAGUUCGGUGGUACUUUAUCGCCACUGACUUUCUCUCCCUCAAGGGGGUAUAUGUGAUAGGGUCCAAGCAUGCCAGAGGUGUGGGAUGUCGGCUGGGAAUGGCUGCA